Molecule: messenger RNA, 643 nt
Organism: Drosophila navojoa
Lineage: Eukaryota; Metazoa; Arthropoda; Insecta; Diptera; Drosophilidae
Source: RefSeq, a predicted model, not a curated record
CUGCAAAUCAGAGCUGAAUCCCACAUGAAUUGGAGGUGGUGCAAUGGCUAGACUCUCAGUUCUUUACCGAAGUGUUGCAGCAUUACGAGAAGGCGCCGGAGCUAAGGCUAACAGAUCUCAGGCUGUCGCCAGCCAGUGCGCAGGGGGAUAAUUAUGCGAGUGUCAUGUUCCGUGCUUGCGUGAAGUACUCAACCGACAAAGGAAGUACUUCCAAGUCGCUAAUAGUCAAGGCAAUGCCGGAACUGGGCGCCAUGAUGAAAAGGAUGGUGGGUGAGUCACACAUAUUCCACACGGAGAUCGCCAUGUAUACCGAAGUUCUGCCAAAGUUCGAGGCGGUGCUGCGAGAGGCAGGCGAGGAGACGGCGCUCUGUGCGCCUUGCAUAUACCACAGUUUGGAGCCACGGCAGCUGCUGAUCCUCCGUGAUCUGCUGCCUCUGGGAUACCAAGUGAUUCGCAAUUGACCUCUCUCCUCGGUCGAACUGCGCUCCGCUAUGGAGAAGCUGGCCAAAUGUCACGCAGUUAGCCACAAACUACUGAAAGAAGGUCCGGACUUUUUUAAGGACCAAUAUAAUAUGACCAAUAGAAUAUGGUCAUGUUACCCAACUUUCUGAAUCAAAGCUUCAUAACCAACGCUUUGCCCAAC